Haliaeetus leucocephalus (bald eagle) is the source of this 3612-nucleotide messenger RNA. It is a transcript of the gene AASS, whose product is annotated as aminoadipate-semialdehyde synthase. The transcript has 23 exons. Gene Ontology annotation, molecular function: saccharopine dehydrogenase activity. The record is from RefSeq and is a predicted model, not a curated record. Lineage: Eukaryota; Metazoa; Chordata; Aves; Accipitriformes; Accipitridae. Gene Ontology annotation, cellular component: cytoplasm. The coding region runs from base 360 to 3242 and encodes 960 amino acids.
GGGCUUUCUCUUUUAAUCAACUGCUUGCAUUACAGCCUGGGUUCUACUUCCUUUCUGUGUGUUUUACUUCUUACUGUUCUUGUGCAAGGUUUGAUAAGUGCUUGGUCUUUGCAUGUUUAUGCUGGCAAAUGAAUUUAAUUGGUAUCUUUAAGUUUCCAGCAUUCUUUUUAAGCUAUCUAAUUAAACACUUGGUACAUUGAACACAUUAAAAGCCUUCUUUUACAGUAGUACAAACAAUUUGUUUCUGUAGCUACACCCCACAAACUGAGAUGCAACAAAGUAUGCUGAAAGUAAAUUCAUGUCUCACAAAAGUAGGGUUUAACUAGAGUAUAAAGUUUCUGGUUUGUGUUUUACAGCAGAUGUUAAAGGAGACCAGAAUUUUUGCACAAAAAAUGUUCGAAGCAUAUGUAUACAUGUAUUAUUUUACUACUUUGUCUUUGCUGCCAUCAGGCUUUACCAUGCUCCGAGCCUUUAGUCACACAAAUGGUAGAUGUGCGUUCCAUCAUGCUAAGUGUUGGUAUCAUCGUAAGUCUGUGCUGGCAAUCAGGAGAGAAGAUGUUAAUGCAUGGGAAAGAAGAGCACCUCUGGCACCAAAGCACGUUAAGGAAUUGACGCAGAUGGGAUACAAGGUCUUGGUGCAGCCGUCAAACCGGAGAGCCAUCCAUGAAAAGGAUUAUGUCAAAGCAGGUGGCAUUAUUCAAGAAGAUAUUUCCGAGGCUUCUCUGAUACUAGGUGUGAAGAGACCUCCAGAGGACAAAUUAAUCCCUAAAAAGAACUAUGCCUUCUUCUCUCACACUAUUAAAGCCCAAGAGGCAAACAUGCCUCUUUUGGAUGAGAUUCUAAGACAGGAAAUUCGACUGAUUGACUAUGAAAAAAUGGUUGAUCAUAAAGGAAUGCGAGUUGUGGCCUUUGGAAAGUGGGCUGGUGUAGCAGGAAUGAUCAACAUUCUGCAUGGAUUGGGAUUACGAUUUUUAGCCCUGGGACAUCACACUCCCUUCAUGCACAUUGGGAUGGCGCAUAACUACAGGAAUAGCAGUCAGGCUGUGCAGGCAGUACGGGAUGCCGGGUAUGAAAUUUCACUGGGAUUGAUGCCAAAGUCAGUUGGGCCCUUAACAUUUGUGUUUACAGGCACUGGUAAUGUUUCUAAGGGUGCUCAAGAAAUGUUCAAUGCCCUCCCAUGUGAAUUUGUGGAACCACAUGAGUUAAAGGAAGUUUCCAGAUCUGGAGACCUCAGAAAAGUCUAUGGGACAGUGUUAAGUCGUCACCAUCAUCUUGUAAGGAAAUGUGAUGGACUAUAUGACCCCGUAGACUAUGAUAAACAUCCAGAACUUUACACUUCUCGCUUUAACACUGACGUUGCACCUUACACAACUUGUUUAAUUAAUGGCAUAUACUGGGAACAACAUACUCCUCGCUUGUUGAGUCGACAGGAUGCUCAGAAGCUGCUGGUGCCAGUUAGAUCUGCUGCUGGUGCAACAGGGGGCUGUCCUGAGUUACCACACAAACUUCUGGCAAUAUGUGACAUUUCAGCAGACACUGGAGGAUCCAUAGAAUUUAUGACGGAGUGUACAACAAUUGAUAGUCCAUUUUGUAUGUAUGAUGCUGACCAGCAUAUUAUUCAUGACAGUGUUGAAGGCUCUGGGAUUCUGAUGUGUUCCAUUGACAAUCUGCCAGCACAGCUUCCUAUAGAAGCAACAGAAUACUUUGGCGAUAUGCUUUUCCCAUAUAUUGAAGAGAUGCUGUUAUCAGAAGGCUCAGAACCUCUUGAAAGCCAGAAGUACUCAUCUGUUGUUCGAGAUGCAGUGAUUGCAUCCAAUGGCUCACUGACAGCUAAGUAUGAAUAUAUCCAGAAAUUGAGGGAGAGCAGGGAACACGCUCAGCUGCAGAAGAUGGGUAAUAAGAAGGUUUUAUUGCUCGGAUCUGGCUAUGUUUCUGGCCCUGUACUUGAAUAUCUCACUAGAGAUUCCAGCGUUGACAUCACAGUUGCAUCUGUCAUGAAGGAACAACUUGAACAACUGACGAAAAAAUACAGCAGCGUUACUUCAGUUCAUAUGGAUGUCAUUAAGCAUGAGGAAAAGCUGUCCUCUUUGGUGAAGAAACAUGACCUUGUGAUCAGUUUGCUGCCUUAUUCAGCACAUCCUUUGGUUGCUAAGAAAUGUAUUGACAACAAAGUGAACUUGGUAACAGCCAGUUACUUAACACCAGCUAUGAAAGAACUCCAGGAGAGCGUAGAAGCUGCUGGUAUUACAGUUAUCAGCGAAAUGGGUUUGGAUCCUGGUCUUGACCAUAUGUUGGCGAUGGAAUGUAUUGACAAGGCAAAAGAAGUUGGUGCUACGGUUGUAUCCUACACUUCUUUCUGCGGUGGCCUACCAGCUCCAGAGCACUCUGACAAUCCUCUGAGAUACAAGUUCAGCUGGAGCCCACAAGGAGUGUUGCUGAAUACAGUUCAGUCUGCUACGUAUUUAAAAAAUGGAGAGAUUAUCAAUAUUCCAGCUGGAGGAGCAUUACUUGAUUCUGUUACUCCGAUGGAUUUUUUCCCAGGAUUAAAUCUUGAAGGUUUUCCUAACAGAGACAGUACAAAAUAUGCUGAGCCGUAUGGUAUUCAGACAGCUCACACUUUGUUGAGAGGCACCUUAAGAUACAAAGGAUACUCUAAAACUAUGGGAGGCUUUGUAAAACUAGGAUUAAUUAACCCAGAUCCUUAUCCUUUGCUAAGCUCAACCACACCACCUCUAACCUGGAAAGAGCUCAUGUGCAAACUGGUUGGAAUUAAGCCACCUGCUGAGUACCACGUUCUUAAAGAAGCUGUCUUUAGCAAACUGGAAAAGGACAAAAGUCAGCUGGAGGCAGUGGAAUGGCUAGGUUUAUUGGGAGAUGAACCAGUUCCAGCAGCAGAUUCCAUUGUGGGGGCUCUUGCAAAGCACAUGGAGAGGAAGCUGCCCUUUGGCGCUGGAGAGAGAGAUAUGAUUGUUAUGAGAAAUGAAAUAGGCCUCAGGCAUCCUUCUGGUCAUUUGGAAGACAAAUUUAUCGAUCUGGUUGUCUAUGGUGAUAACAAAGGAUAUUCUGCCAUGGCUAAAACAGUAGGUUACCCAACGGCUAUUGCUGCUAAGAUGGUUCUAGAUGGUGAAAUAGAUGCCAAAGGCAUGGUUAUACCAUUGAUGAAGAAUGUUUAUGGACCGAUACUUGAACGUGUUCGGGCCGAAGGCAUUGUGUACAGUACUCGCAGUGUUAUCAAACAGUAACUGGAAGCGGUGGAUUGAAUUGGGUUUUGGCUUUGUUUGGUUCCCCCACCCCUCCACGCCCCCUUUAAGAAUCUCAAUUUGGACCAGCUAAAGGCAGCACCUGCUGUUUCACACACGAAUGGUGCCUUCCAUAAAACCGGUCGCCUGACGGAUGUAGAGGCUGUAGAUACACAGAUGCAUGAAUUGUGGUAUUCUCCUCUUAAAACUGUUAUGCUUUCAAGUCCAUGUUUCAGCAUCAAUCAGAUCUUUCCUUAUAUCUUUCCUAAAAUAUCUUGGGAGGGUUUUUUUUUAAUUAAUAGAGUUUGUCUUCUAAGUGUAUAAGGUUAUUAUUGAGACAAAUUAAGCUGAAAGAAAAAAAAUCUAUUAGUGG